Molecule: messenger RNA, 661 nt
Organism: Pimephales promelas (fathead minnow)
Lineage: Eukaryota; Metazoa; Chordata; Actinopteri; Cypriniformes; Leuciscidae
Source: RefSeq, a predicted model, not a curated record
AGUUGCCCAGACCUUCUAUCUAUAAAAAAACCCGUUUGCAAAAAGUGAUCUAGACCGUUUUGAUUCAGCAGAUGUUUUGAUACAGCUAAGGGAUUUUUCAUUGUUUUGUGCGCCUCGCUGUCCGCCUUUCCCGACUCCCUAAUCUUCCAGCAGAGUUGAUUGUGAGAUCGCAGGUCGUGAGGAUGACGACAGUUCGAGUGUACUGCUCGUUGAGUGCUGUUUUAUUGUGUCUGUCUGCAUGUUUGAACACAAUAGAAGCUGGAGUCGUAGCAAAGCCAGGACAGUGUCCAAUCAGAAGCUCUGCAGUAGGACUGUGUGAUGAUGUGUGUUCCAAUGACAGUGACUGUCCGAACGAUGAGAAAUGCUGCAUCAGUGGAUGUGGAUAUCAGUGUAUGGCUCCAUAUACAGCCGAACCGUUAACGCCUGCAGCCGACCCACAGAAUCAUCCUGUGACGUCUGCAGCCAAAACGCAGAAUCCUCCUGUGUGUGUUGAAAACGGUCGCCACCCCCACGCUAAUGGUGAAUGUCUUACUCCUAUGGUGAGGAUGGGGUAAUGGAAGAUAAUAAAGAACAUGGCCAUUCAUAACUGUGCUGUUUCAACCAAUGGAUGUUUGGAUGUCUUCCCUGUUUAUCACCAAAUAAAUCUCACUGAGCAAGAUGA